Molecule: messenger RNA, 2707 nt
Organism: Dendrobium catenatum
Lineage: Eukaryota; Viridiplantae; Streptophyta; Magnoliopsida; Asparagales; Orchidaceae
Product: protein RRP6-like 3
Exons: 6
Coding region: 531-2387 (618 amino acids)
Biological process (GO): nuclear polyadenylation-dependent snRNA catabolic process; TRAMP-dependent tRNA surveillance pathway; nuclear polyadenylation-dependent antisense transcript catabolic process
Cellular component (GO): nuclear exosome (RNase complex); nucleolus
Molecular function (GO): 3'-5'-RNA exonuclease activity; nucleotide binding; nucleic acid binding
Source: RefSeq, a predicted model, not a curated record
AGAUGUUGGUUGUUAACUGUUUAUGUAUUUAAAAGAAAUAAAUUAAUAGUCCGACCAUCUGUUUCCGCCUCGUUAAUUCGAGUUUCGGGCCGGGUUGUGACACCUAAUGUAACCAAUUUUUUUUUUCUAAUGAACCAAUCAGUAUUUUACUAAGUUUUUAAGUCCGAUCAUGAUUUGACUACUGAUUAUCUGUGGAGAGCUUAUCCACUUGAUCAUGAUAUUGUUUUUUUAUCUGUUAUCUUGAGCAAGUAUCCUUUGAUCAGACCUUGAAAUGAAAGUAGUUCCUGAAUUUUCGGGUCUAAAGCUUUUUCAUGUGGACGAUGUGAUUAAAAGCAAAAGGAUUCUAACUGUUUAGGAGACAUUUAUGUAAGCUGGUAAAAAUGAUACUUUUUUGGUAUAAACAACCAUUGCAAUGGAAAAUCUUUUUGAUAUUUACAGAUUAUUUGAUAAAUAUCACUAUCUAAUCAGAUACAUCAGCUUGUCCCGAUGACAAAUUCAAUUUUUUCUUGGAGGCCAGUCGGCGGUCAAACAUGGUGUGCCUGCAACUUUAUGUAAAAGAGAUUGAAUUAUCUCCUGGAGCUUCUGCUGCAGCUUCUAUUCUUUCACGUAACUGGAGCAAGGAAGGAGUGUCUACAUGGAAGACUACUCAAACGAAGGACCUUGUUUGGAAACUCUGUGCAUGGAGAGAUUUAGCGGCACGAAUCCAUGAUGAAAGUUUACGUUAUGUUUUGUCAGAUCAUGCAAUUGUCAAAUUAUCUAUAAAUAUUCCAACGAGCUUGGAAAAUAUAUUUGAAGUUAUAAAAGAAGCUGAUUUCUGUUAUGGUUCUCAAACUAGCCAUCCAUCUCUUUCAUCUCCAUCACCAAUUAUUAGAAACCAUGUGGAUGAACUUAGGUUGCUCCUUCAAUAUUACGAUGCAGACAUUAGUGAUGUGCUUAAGAGACAUCAACAGAAGCACUUGGAUAGGACUGGCUGCUGCCGUCUAUCAAUUUAUAACUAUGCUCUUUUAUCUGAGAUCACUUUGAAACCAAGUGCAACACCUUUCUCCUGGAAAAAUGGAGGAAAAUCCACUGCAACAGCUGGCAGAAAGUCAUCCCGUGAGCUUUUUGUUCAGAAGUUCUCUUGCAAAUCUCCAGUUUACCAUAAUUGCAGGAUAUAUGCUAAUGAUGGACGACUCCUUUGUUAUUGUGAUCGCCGAAAGCUGGAUUGGUACCUUAGACGUGAUUUAGCAAAGAUUGUGGAAAAGGAUCCUCCUGCAAUAAUGCUUUGUUUUGAGCCUAAAGGCCGCCCAGAAGAUGAGGGUAAUGAAUUCUAUAUUCAGAGCAAGAAGAACAUAUGUGUUGGAUGUGGCGAAAAAAAUCACUACCUUCGCUACCGUAUCAUACCAUCUUGCUAUCGAAUGCAUUUUCCGGAGCAUUUGAAAAGCCAUCGUUCACAUGAUAUUGUUCUUCUUUGUGUUGACUGCCAUGAAAAAGCUCAUGCUGCUGCUGAGAAGCACAAAAAGAAGAUAGCAAAAGAAUUUGAGAUCCCACUUUUUGUGGAAAAGAUUGCUGAUUCAGGAGAAAGCAACACCAUUAUGGUGAAACAAUGGUCUGAUGGAGGAGAUGAUGAGAAAGGUGUUACCCCUUUGCAGCUGAGAACUGCAGCCAUGGCACUUCUCCGCCAUGGAUCCCAUAUGCCAUUAAAAAGGCAAGAUGAGCUUAUGCAGAUAGUUAAGACAUACUUUGGGGGAAGGGAAGUACUUCCAGAAGAUCUAGAAACAGCUUUACUUGUUGGUAUGAGUCCUCAUGAAAGAAAACGUCUCGAGAAGAAAAGAGGGUUGUCUUUUAGGCGUAAUAAAGCGUGUGGUUCUCAAGGAAAUAACUCAUCUCUACAAGACGAGGAUGAAGAGGACGAAAAAUUAGAAGAUGAAUGUAUCAUGGAAUGCAAUCUUGAGCCAAGAAACAUAUCCAAUUGUUUCAUCCAAGGGAUCUCAUUAGAUGAUGAACAAAAUUCUACUGAAAGUGCCACACGGAUUGAUGAAAGAGAUGUUUGUGUUUCCAAUGAGAGCAAUGGAAAUGGCAUUCCAGUACAACAAACGGAUGAAUCUUAUCAAAGUUACAUGUUGGAUCAAGGUUAUUCAUCUAGACGUGCCAAUAGACUAUCAUUGCUAGGUCAUGGACAUCAUGGAAAAGAAGUUGUGGAGAGAUUACUCAGAGAUCAUGGUGAAGAUGGUAUCAGUCAAUUUUGUCAAAAGUGGAGGCAGGUCUUUGUGGAAGGAGUUAAUCCUCGUUUUCUUCCUCCUGGUUGGGAUAUAAUGCACAGUGGAAGGCGGGAUUUUGGCGAGUUCAGCGUUUACAACCCUGCAAAGAAAAUGCUGCACCCUGAAACCAAACAACUGGCUUUGUGAAUUCCGAUUGUUUUAUAGAGAAAAUUGAUCGUUUGAUAGAACCUCGUUACAUUUUUGUAUCAUUAGGUUGUUCUAAUGCCUGUUUAUCAAGCAUUGAGUACAUGCUUAUGCAGUUCAGGGAGAAGUUCAAAAUAUUAUACUAUUAUGUAUUUUGCAUUCUCUGAAAGUUAACCAGUUCUGACAAUUUGUGAGGUGGGAAGGGAGUCAUUGAAUUUAUGAGCUGCAACAAUUGCACAAUUCAAGGUCCUGAGAAUGCACAUCUUGGUUUCGUUAUGUUACGUACUUCGUUAGAAUCAAAAGAGUUCAGUGUUCAGAUUACA